This is a messenger RNA of Entelurus aequoreus (snake pipefish), 5693 nucleotides long. RefSeq lists its product as uncharacterized. The transcript has 12 exons. The record is from RefSeq and is a predicted model, not a curated record. NCBI's taxonomy places the organism in Eukaryota, Metazoa, Chordata, Actinopteri, Syngnathiformes, Syngnathidae. The coding region runs from base 197 to 3577 and encodes 1126 amino acids.
GACCAUGGGGGCUGGGUUUGACCAUGUGACGCACAACAGGCUGCCUCCGCCGCGCAUAAUGUUGACGCUGCCGCGCUGCAGAGCCCAGUAGGUGUGUGUGAGCGUCUUUCUGUGGGACAGUUCGGGCCGUGGUCGAACCGAGCAGAGCCAAACUCCUCGCCGAAGAAAACUUGAGACGUAAAGAAGAAGAAACACGAUGGAGCUCUCGGCCAUGGGCGACCGCGUCUUUGCCGCGGAAGCCAUAUUGAAGCGCCGCGUCCGAAAGGCAAGACUUGAAUACCUGGUGAAAUGGAAGGGAUGGGCAAUGAAACACAGCACCUGGGAACCAGAGGAGAAUAUUCUAGAUGACAGACUCAUACUCGGCUUUGAGCAAAAGGAACGAGAGAGGGAGCGUAGUGGUCCGAAAAAACGGGGACCAAAACCCAAAAACCUCGCCACAAGGACACAGCCGGCACUGCGAGAACCGUGCAGCCGAUCCACAAAGUCCCGCCGGACGACGCCGCAUUCUGUGACCCCUUCUUCCUCUACCUCGCCUCAUCCUUCAGCAUCUUCCUCUUCCUCAAGUCUGGCUCCUUCCCCAAAGCUCAACUCCCUGGCGGCCACCCACAAGCUGAAGAAGGACAUCCAUCGUUGCCACCGCAUGUCCCGCCGGCCUCUGCCUCGCACGGAUCCCAUGUCCUUCUCCAGUCCCGGCGGCUUUCCGUCUCGCCCUCACGCCUCCCCUUUCUCCGAGACCGUCCGCAUCCUCAACCGCAGGGUCAAGCCCCGCGAGGUGAAGAGGGGUCGUAUCAUCCUCAAUUUGAAGGUGAUCGACAAGCCGAGACGCGGCGGUUCGAGCGGAGGAGCCAGGAAUCUUCCAGGUGGACGCCACAACAUCCCAUCCCGGAAUCGCAUUAUUGGGAAGAAAGGAGAGGCUCCUUACAGACCUUUCCAGCCCCCGCUGAAGAUGCUUGGUUUCCCCAUGUAUGGGAAGCCAUUUGGGCUGCAAUGCGGAGGUCCUCUGACCUUCCACCCUCAGCCUGGGUCCUGCAACACCCGGAACCUCCGUCCAGCCCCAUCCUUCCCCCCGGCGCCCCCUUCCAUCACCAGUGCCCCCAAAGGAAGGUCUCUGCCAACCACUGCUGCAGCUGAAUCCUCCAAGUCCAGUGAAGCUCCUGAAACCAGUGAAGGUCCUGUAGAACCCCAAAAUAACCCACCAUCCGCCACACCUUCUGUCUCACCUAUACCAGCAACCUCACCCUCUUGCAUGAGAGGUGAAGAAGAGGCCCCAAACCCCUCCCUGCCCCAAGAAGCGGGGGGCCAACCCGAACCCGCUAGGGUGCCUGUUGAGGGGGAUCCCGACUGGCACCCAGAGAUGGGACCCAGCUGCAAAGAUGUGGUGGUCACCGACGUCACCACCAACCUCGUUACCGUUACCAUCAAAGAGUUCCCCUCUCCUGCCUCUGGCCCCGCCUCGCCGGCUUCUGUCGCAGAAAACAUAACCUCCGAGGAGCCCGCCCUUCCCAAAGGAACCACCACCACAGUCUGCCAAUUCAGAGGCACUACCCCCGAUGUCUAUGCAAUGCUGCACAGACUUGUCAACCACAGCAUCCAGAACCUUAAGGAACUCCGGGUAGAUCUAAUCCACCCCCGACGCCCUGCCACCGAGCAGCUUUUCAACUACCUCUGCAACCUUAGUCCCAGAAAUCGAGCCCACCACAGAGCAGAGCUUGGCUCCGCCUCCUCAUCCUCUUGCGGUCUCCAUGGCAACACACGGGGAGAGCAGCUUAGCAACACGGCCAGCGACCGAGCAUCUCCAGUGCUGACUGCCCGAAAUGUCAUUUUUACCGGGCUCCAUCUCCUCAGCGUCAUGAAGUUCAUGGUGGUCCUGGUGGGCGCCGGCUCCCUGGCCUUCCUCGGCGCCGUCAUCUGCAUCUUCGCCAGCGUGUACCCCCGCAAACGCGCCGUCUCUCUCGGCGACAACGGCACCCUCGCCUCGGAGACGCUCCCGGAGCCCAGCUCGGUGGCGCACGCCGGGCCGCUCGGUGCUUUACACGGCGCGGACUCCUACGAUGGCGAGAACGGGCUCGGCGGCAUCGGCUUGGGGGUCCCCGGUCUGAACGAGCUCAACCUCGGGGAGGAGAGCGGCCGAGGCUCGGGGAAAGCGUUCAGUUACAGCCGCUUGAUCUGCACGCCGGUACCGCUGGGGGAGUGCACGGGUAAAGACGCGCAGCAGCCGCUGGCGGACGACCCCCUGGCCGAUGACUGGACGUCUCUCAGCACAACGGCGGAGGAGCUCCGGCAGAUGGUCAUGCAGCAGAACGACCAGAUCCUCAUGGACCAGAGGACCAUCCGGGAGCUGACGGGGAAACUGAGCGAGUGCGAGAGAGACCUGGAGGAUGACAGGCCCGGCCCCGAGCGGAGCAUCGGGGUUUGGAACGGCAACCGGAAGGUCAUGGCCGGGGAUGAUGUGAGUUCCUCGUCGGCCUCUCAGCUGCAAACAGCCCGCGCUGUGGAGGAGCUUGCCCGGGCCAUCAUGGACCUGAAAGACCGCAUUGAGAAGCUGGAGGCAGAGAUUGGCCCAGCAGCCUUGAACCUCACUGACACGACCCCAGGAACGAGCAGCGGACAGGCAGCCAAGCCUCCCACACCUCCCACCGCAGGCGCCAUCUCCUUUGCGCCCGCACCUGCAGCAGCAGCACCGCCAGGCUCCGGGGCUCGCCGCCCCGCCCCCAAACCUUCCACCAAGGGGCCCCUUGGCCGUGGGAAGGGCCCAUGGAGGGUGGAGGACCUGGAGGGCGAGCUGGAGAGGAAGAUUAAAAUGCUAGAGAAGGAGCGGCAGGCCAUGAGGAAGGAGACGCAGGGUCAGUACGAGAAGAUCAACCAGGGCAUCGACACGGCCAACCACCGUGUUACCGAGCUGGAGCACACACUCACAGAGCCGUCGUUCCCGGACGGCUUCGUCCUGUCUUUCCCCAUGCGGACCAACUACAUGUACGGCCUGGUGAGGAAGGAGAUCACAGAGAUGUACGCCUUCACCGCCUGUGUGUGGCUGAAGGCCAAAGAAGGAGGCAUAGGAACCCCUUUCUCUUACUCGGUACCCGGGCAGCCUAACGAGCUGGUGCUGCUGCAGGGGGUCCACAACCCUGUGGAGCUGCUAAUCAACGACAAGGUGGCCCAGCUGCCGUUGUCUCUGCCUCAAGACGAGUGGCAGCACAUCUGUGUCAGCUGGACCCUGAGGGACGGCGUGUGGAAGGCCUACCAGGGCGGCAAGAUGAAGGGAAGGGGUGAAGGCCUGGCCGCCUGGCACCCGAUCAAGCCGGGGGGAGUGCUCAUCCUGGGCCAGGAGCAGGACACCCUGGGCGGACGUUUCGACGCCUCCCAAGCCCUGGUGGGGGAGCUCUCCCAGUUCAACCUGUGGGACCGUGUUUUGAAGCCCGCCGAAGUGGCCGCCGUGGCCGAGUGUAGCUCCUCCGUACUCGGCAACAUCGCCCCCUGGACCGACCUGGACGUCGACGUCUACGGCGGGGCCACCAAGGAGUCCUUAGACCCGUGCCACGCUGCUCAGAGAUCCAACCCCGUGGGCCCUAAACAGUGAGACAGUCUGGCAUGUUUAAGUCAUGCAUAAAGUGUUUUUCGGGGGAGGAUUACCACACUAUCGUGAUGGAGCUAUUCGGUUCUUUCGAGUUUUUCGUGUCGGUGUAUUUAGUUCUGCAGUAAGAAUGAGGUAAGUGGAAGCAGCAACCUUGUGGAUGUCAACAGGGCGACUAAACCAUACCUGACUCGUCGGGACUUAGCAGGUAAAGCUAGGGAACAGCAAGGUUCUUAAUUCACUUUAUUGUACAGUAGCUUGUGCUGAAACUGCUGAGGUGUUCUCUGAAAAAAAAAAAAGUUCAGUUCUGCGUACUUGUAGCUUUUAUAUGGAAAAAGUUGCUCCCGUCGUUGGCUAUAAUACAGUAAAGGUGUAUUAUUGUGUCAUGUAGCCUUGCUAACACAAUUUGUAGACCUGCAAAAAGCUUCGUAUAGAGAAAUGUCAUACUGUACACCGCAAAAAACCUCUAUGAAAUUAAAUCGUGUCUUGGCUAAAACCAGAAUGUGUGUAUUUGCAUGUAAAAAGUAUGUUCUCAGCGUAAGUGUCCAUUUGCCAAAGUCAAUGAAAUACAUGAGAAAUCACUUAUUCCAUCCAACCAACAGUAUGACGACCAACUAGGACUCUAAUAUUUAUGUUUUUAUUCAACACUUUCACAAUUAACUGUGAAUCAAUACAAAUGUGUUGAAGUCGCCAUUUUUCGUUUCAAUUUAUAUUUAAUAAGUAACUCAUGUGGCAAAAAAAUGUGAGAUUAUCUUCUUUUGCAAAGAUUAUACGUAGUCUGUAAUUCAUUAGCAUUUUGUACUAAUGUACAUUUGUGUACUAUUUUGUUUGAAUUGUAGUUACAGCAUAGGUGCUAAGCCAAGCUAGCAGCAUUAGCACCAAGGCACACUAUGACAUUGAAAUUCAUCUUCAUUUUGCUUGGAAAACCUGAAAAUGUUCUUAUUUUACUCCGUAUUUUAGCACGAGUAGAACUGCAAGCCAGUUAGCGCGUUGUUAUUAACAUCCCGUGGUUGUCUCCAACAAGACAGCAGCCAUUUUGUUUUUGUUUUCUGUCAUGGACAUUUUUUGAUUUGUGAGAAGAACAUGUACGAAAAGUGAUUCAUCCCUAUUUUGUCCAGCUGAACAACAACACAAAACACUGUGUAGUCAAGUGUACUUUGCGCUAAAUGCUUUCUUUACCUCGUUACAUGAUACCAAGGAGUGUUUGGCCACACUGAAAAAAAACAUGAGAAUACUGUCAAAAUAUUACUCUGUAAUAUAUGUAAUUUUACAACUUGUUUUCUUCUUGCUGGAGCCAAUAUAAUAUUAAAAUUUCAAUGACAAUAACUCUGCAUUGUCAUGUUACAAUUUUUUUAUGUGAUGCUACUUUUUCCCUUUAUUUCAUGGUCUUAUUUUUACAUGAAGCCUAAUUCUUGUAACAAUUUACAAUUGUUCCUCAAAUUAUAAUUUUACUAAGAAACUAAUUGCAUUAUUUGCAAAAUGUUAAAAAAAAAUGUUUGUAAUAUUUUGAGGUCUAAAAAAUAUUACUUUGUCUAAUUAUCUAGUACUGUUAAUAUUUUUUUAAUUUUACUUUUUUUGAGUUGCUAUGAGUAGCAUUUUGUUUCGCCCCUGAAUUUUAUGAUUUUUUUUUUUUUUACGUACCAAUUUAUUCUUGUAACAUAAUCUUAAAACAAGAAUAUGUAAAAUAAUAACAUUCUUAAAAUACAUUUUUAAAAUAAUAUCCUGUCCAAAAAGUUUGAAUUUUUUUUCUUUUUGACCAACUUUUUUCCUGCAAUUCUUUAAAACAAAUAUCUGACUGUCAUGAAACAAGUAAUAUUUCAACCUAGUUCUCGGAACAUUGCAGCUGUUCUUUUUUUUUUUUUUGCGAGUGUGCUGCUGUGUAAUACUCAUUGGUACCAUAAUCCCCAUAUUCCUUUUGUGUUUUUUCAAGUGCCUGUUUGGGCUUCAAACGCCCUCAAUGGUAGUCUAAAAAAUGUUUAUAUUGUUUUCUUCUACCUGUGUCUUCUAAGUGUUGUCUUUCUUUGCACCCUUUUAAUGCAAUUGCUCUUGUGAAAUCGGUGGAUGAAACGUAAUAAAACUGCAUAUGAUGAUGACAUUGUCGUGCUAUGUGGUCACUGAUGCA